Messenger RNA from Strongylus vulgaris, 582 nucleotides. Lineage: Eukaryota; Metazoa; Nematoda; Chromadorea; Rhabditida; Strongylidae. The record is from the annotation of a GenBank genome assembly.
AUGACAAUUAUCAACGAGACGAAGUUCCGCCGCAGAGAAAUGCUGGGUACUCUCCAAGAGGUAUCUAUUGUUUGCAUGGAAGUGCUAUUGAAAACAAUUCGUGAAUUAGAUCAUUAUUGUUUUGUAUCUACAGCUUUAGACAAUGGUGCUUUCUACGACGCUCGAGGCGGUUAUGUACCGCGAGGAGGUUAUGUUGGACGCGGUCGUGGCGGUAUCGUCGCGUCGCCUCGCGGCGGUUAUUCGCCACGCGGUGAUGCCUAUCCAACCCGUGGAUUUACUGGGCCGAAGCGAUAUUCUGAACAGCGUGGCGAGAUACUGCCACCACCGGCGCCGAUCGCUGUGCCACCACCAAUCCCUCCACCGCAGCAUAAUUUUAGUAUGCCGCGUCAGCCAACUGAUGUGGUGUAUUUCGAUCCUACCCAACAGGUGAGCUGUGAGAUAACUUUAAGUCGUGAUACAGGAGAUUCAUUUGGGAGUGCUUUUUACCAAAAACAAUUUGCGCACUAUGCCAUGAGAGAUUUUCGUCACGUUGGUGACAGCAGUGCACUUUGUGCAAGGUCCAGAUCGGAAUAUCACCAUUGA